UGGAAAAAAAUAUUUUUCAAUAUUUUUUCAUCGUUAAAAUUAUCGAUGGAAAAAAUUAUUAAAAAUUUACCACAAAAAAUUGAUGCGCAAAAAUGAUAUGAAUUAAAUGGUAAAAAAGAAAAAGAAAAGCUCAGUCCCGCCGCAGUGAGAAAAGUGAGCCGGAUAGUGUUUAAAGUGUUUGGUUUUAAGAAAAUUGAAGAAAAUUCCUGCUGUGAAAUAAGCGAUAUCGAGCAAACAUCAGGAUUAUUUCAGCUCAAUAAAAUGGGAACAAAAUCACCGGGAGCUCCGCAACGUUGUCGGCUUAUAUUACAACAAUGUUUGGCAAUACAGCUGAGUAAGCCGGGUCACACACCAGAGGACUUUUGGAUGUACGAUUCGGGAUACAUGAUUUUUCAGAACUUCCUAGCUGCGAACGCCCAAUGCUGGUGGAAUGCCCCCUUAACAGCUGCCACACGUGCUCUCAAAUACGCUGGCCAUGUUGCACCCGGUAUGCUUCUGGUCACAGCUGAACCCUGUGCUCUGGAGGUACUACGUGGUGCAUAUGCACGUAGCGUGCUCAAACCCCCGGCGACUUAUGUCAUCUGUUCGGUCGGUGACAUCGAUGACUGCAUCGUUACACCGACAGUUCAAGGACAAUUUACACCGUUGCCUGAAGCAUUAUGUGAUGUGAUAAUGGACCUUACCGCGGAGGGACAUUCAGCCACAAUUGAAAACAUUCGAACGAAGCUUGGCCUGCGAUUUCCUCACAUGACCUCGCCAGCAACUGAGGUCAUUUAUGAUACAUUGGCACAAUUAAUGCAGGAACAAAAAAUCUAUCAAACAUCGAAAGGAUAUUUUAUAUUUACACCAGAACGAAGAAGAAGUCGAUCGAGACCGCGAAAUCACCGAACCUAUCAGGAAUUUGAAGAAGACGAAGAGCCUCAUGAGCCUCGACAAAUGCUCAUGUCAAACUCAGAAGCGCUUCAUUCGUUUUAUGGUGAAAUAUCGACUGAACGGGAUGGAGAUUUGACGCAUCAAUGUAUACAAACUAAUUUAGCCGAUGUUAUUUGUGGAGGUAAUCCCAAUGACAAAAUCCUAUAUCCACGGGCAGCAAAGCGGCGAAGUGCAUCAUUUCCAACGCCACGCAGUUUGGAGAGGAGACAUAGCUUACGAUUAUUUGGCUCUUCAAAAAGAUUACAACGUUGCGCGUCGACAAGAAGCCUAUCGAAAACAUACGCACAAACUUUAGCCACAGACAGCAGCAGCUCGGAAUAUCAAAGUACAGAUUCGUCAUCACCAAAAAAAGGAUCUCUUCUAUCUCGAUUAUUUCGUCGCAGUGGUCGAACAAAACAGCGACAAAUCGAAACAUAUUCAGCGCAGUUUCCACCAGCUGAGUGGUUCAAUUCACGAGCUGUUCACUUGCACAGCAUUGGCACUCAAACAGCUGAUCAUGAUAUUCCAGUUUCACAUACUCUAUCCAAUUCAACAUUUUACGAUGGCUCAGAACUCAGCCAACGUUCAUCAACCUUACCCAGGCGUCAUCGACGGCACAUGUCCAGUGAGUCAACUUUUGUGAUAUCGUCACGUGAUUGUUCGCCAAUUCGUCGUCGCUCUCCAGUUUAUUGCAGUAGUAGUUUACCUCGAUCCACACAAUCGAUACCUGCAACAGCAUCCAGCAAAACAACACCCAAUCGUUUGUCGUCUUCUCAGCUACAGCCACCAGCUGGUCAGACUUCGAAUUCGAAUUCGAAUGCGAAUCAACCACCACCUCCAUCAUCCACUAAUCCAACAAAAUCAACGACAAAGUCAGUUUUGGGCAAAUAUAUAUUCGAAAAGACCCCAUCACACAAACGGCUUGACAACCCACUAACCGUUGAUAACAAAGCUACAUACCGAAGUGUUCAGAGUGGCCCUUCGAGUUUGGAGAGUGGAAAAGCAUCAUCGAUGUUCACCACCUCGGGCCCAUCGAGCAUAGACAGUGGAAAAGUAUCAUUUAGCAAAACCAGUGGCCAUUCUAGUCUUGAAUCGCAAAUAUCCACAAAUACCAUGCAACAGCAUGGAUCACCAUCACGCUCAAUACUCGUGUUGAACGGCUCACCACGAGGCACGCCCCGCCAUCAAGCAAUGAAAGCUCGUGCCGAACAAAAUCAGCGUAAUCGAUCUUCGACACCUUCUAGAAUUCUCGAAGAAAUAACAUCACAAAUGGGUCCUAACACAAGAAUUCCGCCUAAGUCGCAAUCGAUAUCCACCUCGAAUUCCAACAACUCCAUCACACUCCAAGUAACGACAUCUAACGGCAGCCAGAGCAGUAUACCAAGCACAAAGAUUUUCGUGCAAAACUCUCCGGUACGUAGCGUCAUUACUUUGGAGAAUGGAAAACUAAUGGAAAAUUCCAAUGUGUUUAUCAUCAACAACGAGACAACCACCAAUGAAAAAGGUGAAAUAAUAAGAAAGACCCUGUCCAAGCAGCAUCAUCCUGCUGCAGCAGCAGCCGCCACAGCGCAUCUGAAAAAAGAAAGCUCAAUCAGUGAGACGGACAUCAAUUCGGAGACUUGUGAUUCAAUUUCUUUUAUCAGCGAAACGUCACCGGAUCCAGGUGAAGAGCUCGACGAUGUCAACUGCAAGUACACCAAGAAUAUAAACAACGAUGCCACAAUGAAUAACAGUCGCAAGCUGUGCCUGCAACUCCCUCAAAAUGGCUCAUCGAGCAUUGUGUAUAAAAACGUUUUGAAAAACGAUGCUUCACAUCCAACAUCGCCCACAGAUAAUACCGCUGCUGCUGCGGCAGCUGCCGCUGCAUCAAAGCAGGACUUUGAAAUCGCCGGGUCUGUGGGAAAUUUACGCAGUUGCUUUGAGAAAAACACCAAAGGGUCACAAAACAAACUCAACUCAAACUGCGACCUAAAGAAUUUACGCUUCGAGUCUGCAGGAAACUUGAAUCUUCAAAAAGGUGGAAAUCUUCUCAAUUCAAAUCCGGCUAUCAACAGUGACUCUCUGGCGCACAUUCUACAUAAAAGCAUUAUCGCUGUGGGAAGCGAACCCAAUUUGGCAAUUAAAAAUUGCGAUCAGCGAUUUAAGGGAAAUUGCGAUAAAUCUGUGGAAAAGGAGUCAUUGCUCGAUAGGCGUUUCAGUUUAUCCAAGGAAAGUACCGCCGAGGAAUUGUACAACUUUCCAAGUCUUACCGAUUUAAGCUUUAAUUUUACGUCACUAGCUGCGCAAAAAAUUCUACAGGGUGUUAGUUUGAAUAGUAUUGAUACCCUUGUCGAAUUAAAUAUGGCCGCGAAUAAUAAAGAGAAACAAAAACAACAAAAUAAUCAGCCUACACCAGUUGCAUGCACGGAUUAUGGAAUGGUUUAAGCGAAAAAUUAUGAUAAUUAUAAUUUUGAAAAAGAAAAUUGAGAAGAUAAGAUGUGAAUUGUAUGCUUCUGGAAAAAAAAAAUUAAUUGAAGUUUGAGAACCACUGAGCCUUUGAUAAUGGUUCUCUUCUUACAACCAAAAGCAGUCUUAUUAUAGUCAUCGUUAUGCUGAAAACAUUUUUUAUAAUAUUUAUAUGUAAAGGUAAUGCGGAUUGUAUAGAAAUUAACAAAUUAUACAUAAAAUUAGUCCUGCCAGACAAAAUGACAAUGGCAAGUUUUUAAAACCCAGUUUCGUGUUUAUAAAAUACAAAUUUUAAGUCCUUUUACCUAACCUUUUCUUAAGCUAAUAAGACUAAAAACUCAAACAAAUAUUGAUGCACCAUGAAAACCCUUGGUUUCGUUUGAAUGAUACGUGAAUGAUGAUGGUUCAAGAAUUAAUUAACGUUAGGUGCACAUAAUUACAUCCCCUUUUGAUUUGUCGUUAAUUUGCCACUUAUUGUAGUUUUAACUAAUUUCCAAUGUUUCGUUCAGUUAAAAAAAUGUGUGCACCAUUGCACUUAGCACUUCUCACUGACAGAUUUUCAUUUUUAUCAAAACUUUUUUUGUACUCAUGUACAAAAAAAGAUGCCUUUUAAACUUUAAUAGGCUCACACCAUAAAAAUUCGAUGUAAUCGCUGAGUUAGUUAAAAGUAAAUGUCAUUUUGACAUUUGUCAAAACGUAAAUUUUCAAAAAAUGUACAUAACUCUUUUGUCAAAUUAACGGUUUAAUAAAUCACUUUGUCUGAAACUGUUUUAUAAAUUUG
This is a messenger RNA of Episyrphus balteatus (marmalade hoverfly), 4138 nucleotides long. RefSeq lists its product as uncharacterized. Gene Ontology annotation, biological process: positive regulation of transcription by RNA polymerase II. Gene Ontology annotation, molecular function: RNA polymerase II transcription regulatory region sequence-specific DNA binding; DNA-binding transcription activator activity, RNA polymerase II-specific. Gene Ontology annotation, cellular component: cytoplasm; nucleus. The record is from RefSeq and is a predicted model, not a curated record. Lineage: Eukaryota; Metazoa; Arthropoda; Insecta; Diptera; Syrphidae. The coding region runs from base 262 to 3336 and encodes 1024 amino acids. The transcript has 7 exons.